Messenger RNA from Malania oleifera, 2141 nucleotides. RefSeq lists its product as uncharacterized. The coding region runs from base 524 to 1843 and encodes 439 amino acids. The record is from RefSeq and is a predicted model, not a curated record. Gene Ontology annotation, molecular function: 3'-5'-RNA exonuclease activity; calcium ion binding. The transcript is spliced from 10 exons. NCBI's taxonomy places the organism in Eukaryota, Viridiplantae, Streptophyta, Magnoliopsida, Santalales, Ximeniaceae.
GACACAAACCAGGGAAAAUUGAGAAAAGAACAGGAAGAAAAUGACAAUAGAACUUAACUUCACCCAUUUUAGUUUUUGAAAUGAGAUUUCAAAAUGUCAGUUACUAACGGUUGUAUUUCCUAUCUUCCACCCCUCGCUAUCUAUUACUCCAUUCGUUCAGUUGUGGCCGAUCCCUCUCUAUUUGCCAGCCACUCCAUUCCGUGUGAAAGUUGAAGGUCGUUGGCUUCCCCACGCCACCAUUUGUUUAGCUUUAUUCUUUCACACGGUUGGAUCCAGAGUACUGCUUCACUGUCUUCUUCUGUUCUUCAUUUCUUUGUUGUCAAACCUCCUUUUGUCUUCAUCUGCUACUUUAUUUACUCCAAAUCCCACAUACCCAUUUGCUCAUACCCCCGCACCCACAAUUUAUUGGCCACUUCUGAUCACUCCCGUCAACUGUUCGACACAAGUUGCCUUACAAUUUUUCAUAGAUAAGUACUGGGUUAAUACUGGGUUUUUGGGUUGCCUCGCGAGAAUAAUUGAAUAAAUGAAUAUCUCAAAUGGAGAAUCAGUCGAUCAUGGAGAACGUUUGGUUGGUUCUACUAAUUGCUCGGGGUGUGUAUCAUGUACUACUUUCAAUAUCCUUGCUCCGAUUUACAAGCGGUUGAGUAGUGGGAGACGCGAGAGUGAGUUCACGGAUUUUUGGCUUACCCGGAACGAGAGCAUUUUGGAUAGGCUACUCAAUCUAAAAUCAUCAAUUAUAUGCUUACAGGAAUUUUGGUUGGGCAAUGAAGAACUUGCAGGAAUGUAUGAGAAACGACUUGUGGAUGCUGGUUAUGUAACUUAUAAACUUGCUCGCACAAACAACCGGGGUGAUGGUCUGCUAACAGCAGUGCACCAAAAUUAUUUCCAUGUGUUGAAUUACAAAGAAUUGUUGUUCAAUGACAUUGGUGAUCGUGUAGCCCAGCUUUUGCAUAUUGAGCUACUUGCUCCUUUUUCUCGAAGCCAUGCUGCCAAAAUGGAUAAAGAAGUUCUUGUUGUGAAUACCCACUUAAUUUUUCCUCACAAUUCUAGUUAUUGCUUCCUCCGGCUACAACAGGUAUACAAAAUUUUGCAGUAUGUUGAAUCAUAUUCUGAUGAAUACCAGUGUUCGCAUAUACCUAUUAUUCUAUGUGGGGAUUGGAAUGGAAGUAAGAAGGGGCACGUCUAUAAGUUUUUGAAAUCUCAGGGUUUUGUCUCAUCUUAUGACAUUGCUCAUCAUCGUAUGAGCAACGAUGAUGAUUCUCCUAAGUGGGUUAGUCAUCGUAACCACAGAGGGAACAUAUGCGGUGUGGAUUUUAUAUGGCUACGCAAUCCUACAAAUUUCUGGAGACCACUGAAAGAAUGUUAUAUGGAAGCAGUUUUAGGAAACAUUAUGCAUCUAUUAGAAAAUUGCUCAACAGACGACCUUAAUCCGCUGCAUUUUUUCAAAACUGAUGGAAGCUACAUAACCUACUCUCAGUUCACCCAAACCCUUAAUGAGUUGGGCCUAACUGGGCACUGUUAUGAUGGCUUAAGUGAUGAAGACAUAAAGAAUUUAUGGGAGCAUCUAGACCCAAAUAAAAAAGGAGUUGUUGAUCUUUCACAUUUAACUAGGGCAUGGAGCCCAUGGUCUUUCUUCCAUCAGACAAGUGGAAAUGAAGAUAACAAGGCACAAAUAAAACGUAAUUUUAGCGGGAGGUCUUUAACUACAGUUGGUUUCAAUGUCCAAAAAGCUACGCUGUUUCCUCCAGAAGUUGCAAAAGGGAUGUGGCCUGAGCACUACUCUCUGUCUGAUCAUGCGCAACUCACUGUGGAGUUUUGUCCGGUGAUGAUGCAUUGUACCUGAGUUUUUUUUUUUUUAAUGCUGUCAACCCAUGCCAAUAAGUAUCUGAACAAUCUUAUUAGUAAAUAAACACAACUGAGUCACACUAAUCCUAGCUUCAAAGCAAGUUUUGUUGUUUGCUGAUUUCAGGAUUCGUGCUAGGCUUCAAUCCAAGUUUCUGCAAUUGUAAAGAUAAAAAGCUCAAGUCAUAAGGGGAAAUAUCCUUUGCUAUAGACUAUUGACUUGUAUGGAGUUUUGAAAAUUAUAGUUUGCUCAUUACUGCAAUGAAAAGCGCCCAUGGUACACAUUGCUCUUCAAGAAA